AUGGCACCGUCCGAAAUGAACGCCGACGCCGAGUCGGUCUACUUCAACAACUUCCCUCCCCCCAAAUCCCUACCGAAACACGAAGCUCUCGCGCGAGCGUUCAUCGACUACCAUGUGGAAGCCAAUCGGCGCGUCGUGCUCGUCACGUCCGGCGGAACCACCGUGCCGCUAGAGAACCAGACCGUGCGAUUCAUCGAUAACUUCUCUGCCGGAACGAGAGGCGCCACGUCGGCGGAAUAUUUCCUGCAGGAGGGCUACGCUGUGAUCUUCCUGCACCGGCAGUUCAGUCUGCUACCGUACUCGCGACACUACAGCCACUCGACCAAUUGUUUCUUAGACUUCAUGGAUGAAGCGCCCCCCUCAGAGUCAACGGGAUCGGACCACGGGUCCGUCGUGGUGCGCAGUGAAUACCAGAACGAGAUGCGGGACGUGUUGCGGAAAUACCGGUAUGCGAAGAAGAACAAUCUCCUGCUGCUGCUGCCGUUCACUACGAUCGCCGAAUAUCUGUUCGAGCUGCGGUCGCUGUCUCAAUUAAUGAGACCGCUGGGUCCCAACGCGCUCUUCUACCUGGCCGCCGCGGUCAGCGACUUCUUCAUUCCCCGCGAUCGCAUGUCCGAGCACAAGAUUCAAUCGUCUGAGCUGCCCCCGGAAUUCAGCAAGAGCGAAGAAGCGGUCGAUUCGUCGGACAUCUACACGGGCGGCCUCAACGCCACGGCCCCCGGUAAUAGCAAGAAACUGGUCAUCGAUCUGGAUCCGGUGCCGAAGUUCCUGCACCGAUUGGUGGAUGGCUGGGCCCCCGAGGGCAGCAUGAUCGUGUCGUUCAAGCUUGAGACGGAUCCCAAUCUGUUGGUGUACAAGGCGCAGACGGCGCUCAAGCGGUACUCACAUCACCUGGUGAUCGGGAAUAUGCUCUCGACUCGCAAAUGGGAGGUUGUUUUCGUCACGCCCGACGCGCCGUACGAGCGAUGGAUCCGCGUGCCUAAAUCCCGACGCAGCAAGAGCAUCUCGGGCGCAGAGGACAUGGUUGGACUGGCGGAAGCCAAGCGGGCGGAAAAUGAGGCGAAUAGUCAAUCCGGGGAUAACGGCGAGGCGCGACAGGCCGAUAGCGGUCCCGAGGGAGUCGAGAUUGAGAACCUGAUCAUCCCGGAGUUGGUCAAAUUACACACGAAGAGGAUCAACACACAUAACAGCAAGGCAUGA
Aspergillus affinis is the source of this 1200-nucleotide messenger RNA. Its product is annotated as phosphopantothenate--cysteine ligase CAB2. Gene Ontology annotation, molecular function: phosphopantothenate--cysteine ligase activity. Gene Ontology annotation, cellular component: cytoplasm; nucleus. The transcript has a single exon. The record is from RefSeq and is a predicted model, not a curated record. The coding region runs from base 1 to 1200 and encodes 399 amino acids. NCBI's taxonomy places the organism in Eukaryota, Fungi, Ascomycota, Eurotiomycetes, Eurotiales, Aspergillaceae. Gene Ontology annotation, biological process: coenzyme A biosynthetic process.